Messenger RNA from Closterium sp. Yama58-4, 4053 nucleotides. The record is from the annotation of a GenBank genome assembly. NCBI's taxonomy places the organism in Eukaryota, Viridiplantae, Streptophyta, Zygnematophyceae, Desmidiales, Closteriaceae.
AUGGAAAUGGAGGACGGGGAACCGCCGCGUAUCGCACCUGCUUACACGCCGUGCGCUUUCGAAGGGGAGUCUCCGGGCCCCCGGUGCGGUCACACGCUUACCGCCGUCGCGCCUGUCGGAGAGCCCGGCAGCGCGAACUACAUCGGCCCGCGGCUGAUUCUAUUCGGCGGAGCCACGGCUCUGGAAGGAGGCGCAGGUCCCGCGGCAGGAGCAGCAGCCGGAAUACGUAACGAUCCACUUUCAAGUUUUCGAACUCUCUUGCUGCUUCUUUCCGUCGGUCUUUCAGGUCUGGCCGGAGCCACGGCGGACGUGCAUUGCUUCGACGUCAACUCGCGAACAUGGAGCAAGCUCUCUCCGGUGGGCGAGCCUCCCUCCCCGCGAGCGGCGCAUGCGGCGACGGCGGUGGGGACGAUGGUGGUGAUUCAGGGCGGCAUAGGGCCAGCAGGGCUCGCCACUGACGACCUGCACGUGCUGGACCUCACGCAGGCUCGACCCAAGUGGCACAGAGUGGUGGUGCAAGGAGCGGGCCCUGGGCCUCGAUAUGGCCACGUCAUGGCUCUUGUGGGGCAACGCUUUCUGCUCUCCAUCAGCGGCAACGACGGCAAGCGGCCGCUGUCGGACGUGUGGUCGCUGGACACGGCAGCAAAGCCGUACGAGUGGAAGAAGCUGGACCCGGAAGGGGAAGGGCCGCCGCCCUGCAUGUAUGCCACGGCCAGCGCGCGGCACGAUGGGCUGCUGCUGCUGUGCGGCGGCAGAGACGGCAGCAGCGUGCCUCUACCCGGGGCGUUUGGCUUGGCUCGGCACAGAGAUGGCCGGUGGGAGUGGGCUGUGGCGCCUGGGGUGUCUCCCUCGGCGCGCUACCAACACGCUGCUGUGUUUGUGGGGCUGCGCCUGCACGUGUCGGGAGGAGCGCUGGGGGGAGGCCGCAUGGUGGAAGAUGCCUCCAGUGUGGCCGUCCUGGACACAGCAGCAGGCGUGUGGUGUGACCGCAAGGGCAUGGUAUCGGUUGCCCGCACCGGCCGCUACAGUGCCGAUGCUCCGGGCGGCGACGCGUCCACCGAGCUCACCCGCCGCUGCCGCCACGCCGCCGCCUCGGUGAACGAUAUUAUCUUCGUGUACGGCGGGCUGCGGGGCGGCAUUCUCUUGGACGAUCUGCUCAUUGCGGACGACACGCCGCCCGAGCAGCCGGCCCUGCCGGCCGCGCCGGCCGCGCCGGUUAAAGAGGGUGUGGCUGGUUCGGCACGGAAGCCUCCCAUGCCGCCCAGAUCGGGCGAGGGGCGGCAGGGCGUCGCGGUGGCUUCGGCUGUUGCUGCUCCGGAUGACAGAGAGGAGGAUAUCGGGGCUGAGCAUGCAAACGACCACCUGCACGAGGUGGACGAGGAGGCAUCAGAGCAGCUAGCGCGGAUCAACAAGGAGGAGAUGGAGGUGGCACGGCGAGCCAUGGAGAGGGGCGGCAGUGGCGACCUGACAGGGGACGACAUGGACGAGCGGCGCUACGGGGGCACUCCGCCUCCCCCCACCGCUGCUAGCCUCGCCAGGAGCGCGCUGGACGAUGGGCGCAGUGAGACGCCUGCUUUCAAGAAUGUGACCCUGUACCGCCGCGCUGUGGUGGUGGCGGCAGACCCUGCUGCGGCCGGCAGUCUGGGCGGGCUGGUUCGUCAGCUUUCCAUCGACCAUCUGGAGAACGAGGGGCGGCGCAUCAGCUUCGGGCCUGAGGGUGGUGCCGGGCCGCCCAAGCUGCUCAACCGACAGAUGUCCAUGCAGGGCGUGCACAAGAAGGUCCUGCAGACGCUGCUGAAGCCGCGGGCAUGGAAGCCGCCCACCAAGAGGCAGUUCUUCCUGGACGUGCAUGGGGUGGUGGAGCUCUGCGACCUCGCUGAAAACAUCUUCAAGAACGAACCGUCUGUGUUGCAGGUGCGGGCGCCAGUGAAGAUCUUUGGUGACCUGCACGGCCAAUUUGGAGAUCUCAUGCGUCUUUUUGACGAGUACGGCUCGCCCUCCACUGCCGGGGACAUCGCGUACAUAGACUAUCUGUUUCUGGGCGACUAUGUGGACAGAGGCGCACACAGCCUCGAGACAAUCAUCCUGCUGCUCGCACUCAAGAUUGAGCACCCGCGCAACGUGCAUUUGAUCCGCGGAAACCACGAAGCGGCAGACAUCAACGCGCUGUUUGGGUUCCGCAUAGAGUGCAUCGAGCGCAUGGGCGAGCAGGCGGGCAUCUGGGCGUGGCAGCGCAUCAACCAGCUCUUCAACUGGCUGCCGCUGGCGGCGCUGAUAGAGAGGAAGAUUAUCUGCAUGCACGGGGGGAUUGGGCGCUCCAUCCAGCACGUGUCGCAGAUCGAGGAGCUUCAGAGGCCCAUCAGCAUGGAAGCUGGCUCGAUGGUUCUCAUGGACCUCCUUUGGUCUGAUCCCACAGAGAACGACAGCAUUGAGGGCCUCCGACCCAAUGCACGAGGACCAGGCCUUGUCACAUUCGGGCCUGACCGCGUGAUGGAGUUCUGUCAGAACAACGACCUGCAGCUCAUCAUCCGAGCGCACGAGUGUGUGAUGGACGGCUUUGAGCGCUUUGCUGCUGGCCACCUCAUCACGCUCUUCUCCGCCACCAACUACUGCGGCACGGCCAACAAUGCGGGUGCCAUUCUAGUGCUGGGGAGGGACCUUGUCGUCUUCCCCAAGAUGAUCCACCCGUUGCCGCCCACCGGCAACUCGGGCGGCUCGUCGCCGGAUUACCAGGAUGAAUGGAUGCAGGAACUCAACUCCCAACGACCACCAACACCUACACCCUGCAGAACGGGCCUCAGCUACGCUGCAGGCCUCACCACAGGCAGCAAGACCCGCCAGAUCGCGUCUGUCAGCCGGAUCGGCGGCCUGAAGCUCCGCAUUCCUGAAAAGGCUGCAUUGGUGAAGAAUGCUCGUCCUCAGAUCAGCAUGGUGCUGGCUCCGCCGCCUCCUAUGACCCGCGGCGACGACCCCAAGGAGCCGCAAUCCAGCCUAGACUUUGAUGCCUCCGCGCCUCCGCCGUUCACUCUGGCGGAUAUCCGCGCGGCGAUCCCGAAGCACUGCUGGGAGAAGGACGCGCUGAAGUCCAUGGCGUACCUCGUGUGGGACGUUGCCGUGGUGUUUGGCCUGGCUGCUGUCGCUCAAGCGGUCGACCAAUGGUGGAUCUGGCCUAUGUACUGGAUUGCUCAGGGUACCAUGUUCUGGGCUCUCUUCGUCAUCGGACAUGACUGUGGACAUGGAAGUUUCUCCAACAACAAGGCUCUGAACGACUUCGUUGGCCAUCUAACUCAUUCCUCGAUUCUCGUGCCGUACCAUGGAUGGAGAAUUAGCCACCGUACACAUCACGCCAACCACGGUCACGUGGAGAAUGACGAGUCCUGGCAUCCAAUUUCCAAGGACAAAUAUGACGAAAUGGAGUUUUGGUCCAAGGUUGGCCGUCUCAAGUUCCCGUGGCCUCUCUUCGCCUACCCAUUUUACUUGUGGAAGCGAAGCCCUGGCAAGGUCGGUUCGCAUUUUGACCCGAAGUCCGAUCUCUUCACUCCUAAUGAGAAGGAUGACGUUACGACAUCUGCGACUUGCUGGUGGACCAUGGUGGGGAUCCUGGCCGCGCUCACUGUCUUCAUGGGGCCCGUGUCAAUCUUCAAGCUUUACGUCGUUCCGUACUGGAUCAAUGUCGUAUGGCUCGAUGUCGUUACGUAUCUGCACCACCACGGUUAUGACAAGAAGGUUCCGUGGUACAGAGGCGAGGAGUGGAACUACAUGAGGGGUGGUCUGUCUACCAUUGACAGGGAUUAUGGUAUCUUCAACAAGAUUCAUCAUGACAUCGGAACACACGUGGUUCAUCAUCUGUUCCCUCAAAUUCCCCACUACAACCUUUCAGAAGCGACGGAGGCGGUGAAGCCAGUUAUGGGAGAGUACUACCGCGAGCCAGAGCCCAGCCCUGGCCCGAUUCCCUUCCACCUAUACAGGCCUCUCUAUAAGUCCUUCAGCGAGGAUCACUAUGUCCCAAGCGAGGGUAACAUUGUGUUCUACGAGAAGGAUGAAAUGUUGUAG